Pestalotiopsis fici W106-1 is the source of this 1272-nucleotide messenger RNA. RefSeq names its product Actin-related protein 3. The transcript is spliced from 5 exons. Gene Ontology annotation, molecular function: actin filament binding. Bases 1 to 1272 code for a protein of 423 amino acids. NCBI's taxonomy places the organism in Eukaryota, Fungi, Ascomycota, Sordariomycetes, Amphisphaeriales, Sporocadaceae. The record is from RefSeq and is a predicted model, not a curated record. Gene Ontology annotation, biological process: Arp2/3 complex-mediated actin nucleation. Gene Ontology annotation, cellular component: actin cortical patch; Arp2/3 protein complex.
AUGUUCAUAGGUUUCGCCGGUAACGAUUCGCCCUCCUUCGUCUUUCCGACCGCGAUAGCGACCAAGGGACCCGCCGCUGGUGCUGCUGGUACUGGAUCUGGUAGACCAGCAGUCGCCAACAAGCCCUCCUUCUUGACUGGAGGCGCUGGAGCUGGUGGCCAUCUUUCAGCCAAGCGAGGCACCGAGGACCUGGACUUCUUCAUUGGUGAUGAGGCGAUCGCAGCUUCAAAUGGGCCCGGAUAUGGCUUGCACUACCCAAUUCGACACGGUCAAAUAGAAAACUGGGACCACAUGGAACGCUUCUGGUCAAACUCCAUUUUCAAGUAUCUCCGAGUCGAGCCUGAAGACCACUACUUUCUUCUCACCGAGCCUCCCCUGAACCCUCCUGAGAACCGAGAAAACACCGCCGAGAUCUUCUUCGAGUCGUUCAAUUGCGCCGGUCUCUACAUUGCCGUACAAGCUGUUCUCGCACUUGCUGCGUCAUGGACGUCCUCCAAGGUGUCUGAUCGUUCUCUCACGGGUACGGUUAUCGACUCUGGUGAUGGUGUCACCCACGUCAUCCCUGUCGCCGAGGGUUACGUCAUUGGCUCAUCGAUCAAGUCCAUCCCAAUUGCGGGUCGAGACAUUACCUACUUUGUUCAAUCGCUGCUCCGAGACAGAGGCGAAGCCGACAGCUCGCUCAAGACUGCCCAAGAAAUCAAGGAGGAGUACUGCUACGUAUGCCCGGACAUUGUCAAGGAGUUCUCCAAGUUCGAUCGCGACCGAAGUCGCUUUGCCAAACACGUUGUCACCCAGCCUGGUGGCCGUCAAGUCAGCGUGGACGUUGGUUAUGAACGUUUCCUGGCUCCUGAAAUUUUCUUCAACCCCGAAAUUUACUCGUCCGACUUCCUCACACCCCUGCCCGUUGUGGUUGAUGGUGUUAUUCAGCAGAGUCCCAUUGAUGUGCGACGAGGCCUGUACAAGAACAUCGUGCUGUCGGGAGGUAGCACCUUGUACAAGGACUUUGGCCGUAGGUUACAGAGGGACAUCAAGCACCUUGUGGAUGCGAGAAUCCGCGCCAGUGAAGUGCGCAGCGGUGGCGCCAGGAGUGGUGGCCUUGAAGUCCAGGUCAUCACCCACAAGCGACAACGGCACGGUCCCUGGUUUGGUGGUAGCUUGCUAGGACAGACUCCAGAGUUCCGCUCGUAUUGUCACACAAAGGCCGAGUACCAAGAGUAUGGCCCUGGAAUCGUGAGAAGAUUUGCUCUGCUUGGCGGACCUGGUGGCUCAUAG